AUGAUUAUGAAUGACAACGAUGCUCCAGAGCUGGUGGGAUUAACGACAGAACUUCAGGAUAAUCUUAAGGAGCUUCGGACAAAGCUUCGUCCGAUCGAGGAAAAAUUGCAGAAGCAGAUAAAGCAACUGCUAAACUCAGACUUGAUCGAGGCUGAUGAGGAAGCAACAGAGGCCAAUGAAAAACGCGAGAAUUCUAAAGCUUCGACGAAAGCAUCCAGUGAAGGGAAAUCAAAGAAACGUAAACCUGCCGUUGAGGAGGCCGGGAAUGGAACAAAUGAUCAUGUUGAGGAGGCAGAUAAUAUGGUGGGAAUCGUGAGCAAACAAAUGUUGGAAGAGAGGUCUCGCUUGGAUGCUCGUACACAAGUAGGGAGGCAUGUUGCCCAUGUACCCGUAUCAAAUGAAGAGCGUAAAAAAGCUAAGCGCCUUAAGGCUAGCACUGUAAUGACAAGAACGGGCGAUGAUUUUGAGGAUGUUGUGGACAACGAUCCUGGAGUGUCGAAUGGACUUCUCAAUGCGAAGCCACGGUAUUUUCACAAGUCAUCGCUCAAGCUGCCUAAGCACGAGAAGGCAGUCAUUCGUCGGAAAGGUCAAGUACGUGAAAUGCGACAAGCUACAUCGAACUAUGGCGGUGAAUCUACUGGUAUUAGAGCCAACACUAGUCGGAGUGUUCGGUUAAAAAACUAA
Molecule: messenger RNA, 684 nt
Organism: Physcomitrium patens
Lineage: Eukaryota; Viridiplantae; Streptophyta; Bryopsida; Funariales; Funariaceae
Source: RefSeq, a predicted model, not a curated record